Nematolebias whitei (Rio pearlfish) is the source of this 1402-nucleotide messenger RNA. RefSeq names its product reticulon 4 receptor-like 1b (gene rtn4rl1b). The record is from RefSeq and is a predicted model, not a curated record. Lineage: Eukaryota; Metazoa; Chordata; Actinopteri; Cyprinodontiformes; Rivulidae. Gene Ontology annotation, molecular function: protein binding. The transcript is spliced from 3 exons. Bases 1 to 1377 code for a protein of 458 amino acids.
AUGGUAGCCAGUCACAGACCUCAUUCUCUCAAACCAGGCUCCGGGCUGGAGUUCCUGCUGGUUCUCUGUGGGCUCAAGUUUUCCUGGUCCUGCCCUCGUCACUGCAUCUGCUACUCUGCACCCAGCACCGUCUCCUGCCAAGCCCACAACUUCCUGACGAUCCCCGAAGGCAUUCCUCCUGACAGCGAACGCAUCUUCUUACAGAACAACAAGAUCCAUCGCUUGUUACGGGGCCACUUCAACCCCAACACUGUCAUCCUCUGGAUCUACUCCAACAACAUCACCUACAUAGAGCCAUCAACCUUCCAUGGCUUCUCAUUACUCAAGGAACUGGACCUGGGAAACAAUCGCCACCUGCGCUCUCUGGCUGAAGACACCUUUCAUGGUCUUAGUCAGCUCAACACUCUCCACUUGUACCACUGUGGUCUCACUUCACUUCCAAAUAACAUCUUUCAGGGCCUCAGAAAUCUACAGUACCUAUACUUGCAGGAUAAUCAUCUAAAGUAUCUGCAGAAUGACACGUUUAUGGAUCUCCACAACCUGAGCCACCUGUUCCUGCAUGGAAACCGUCUGUGGAGCCUCAACCAGAACACCUUCAGGGGCCUUCGAGCAUUGGAUCGUUUGCUCUUACACAAAAACCAGAUAGAAUGGGUUGACCGAUUAGCCUUCAAUGGCCUGAAACGUCUCACUACCCUCUACUUGUUCAACAACACCCUCAAAGAGCUGUCUGGACAGUGUCUGGACACGCUGCCUUCUUUGGACUUCCUACGCCUGAACGACAACCCCUGGUCAUGCGACUGCAAGGCCCUGUCUCUGUGGGAGUGGUUAAAACGUUUCCGUGGCGCAACGUCGUCAGUGGGUUGCCAGGCCCCAAUUAAUAUGGUCGGGAAAGACCUGAAAAUGCUCCACAAGGAGGACUUCUCCAGCUGUUCACCAACCGUUUCUGAGUCCAGAGCUCAGACUAAUAAUUUAUCAGGCACAGUUAAUCCGUCCAUGAAUCGAGGAGUGGUGAUGGGCUCUGGAGGACAGACCCACAUCGUGCAUCCCUCAAGGCCUGGGCCACCUAAAAACUGCACAAAGCCUCGUAACAGAGGGGGCAAGAAGAAGGGUGACAACGAGGUUCACCAUUCAAAGGAGGUCAUGGCAGACAAAGAAGACUCCUCCCCAGACUUCUCAGAGAGAGGGAAACAUGACCACACCUCCCCAGAUGGCACAGUCACACAGAGAAAGUACAAGUGCUCUCCUCGGACCACUGUUCGACCCCCAAGUGGGGUUCAGCAAGCCAACAAUAAGGCACCCUUAUCUAAGUCGUUACUACAAGUGCAAGCCCUCUUUGUGGCCUUCAUAUUGACAAACAUCGACCACAUUCUCCGUUGACCUUCAGAGGGUUUAACAAAUGCUA